This is a messenger RNA of Mercenaria mercenaria, 342 nucleotides long. Its product is annotated as tyrosine-protein kinase receptor Tie-1-like. Gene Ontology annotation, biological process: cell surface receptor protein tyrosine kinase signaling pathway; multicellular organism development; positive regulation of kinase activity. The transcript has 3 exons. Lineage: Eukaryota; Metazoa; Mollusca; Bivalvia; Venerida; Veneridae. The coding region runs from base 1 to 342 and encodes 113 amino acids. The record is from RefSeq and is a predicted model, not a curated record. Gene Ontology annotation, molecular function: ATP binding; transmembrane receptor protein tyrosine kinase activity. Gene Ontology annotation, cellular component: signaling receptor complex.
AUGGCACCUGAGUGUCUUAAAUCCACAGCUGGUGCCACAGAAAAAAGUGACGUAUGGUCAUUUGGAAUUGUGCUUUGGGAAAUAUUCUCUUUCGGUUUGUUCAGAUAUAUUGCAGGUGAUAGCCCAUAUGGUAAUAUAAGAGGGCGAGAACUCCCGGCAAAGCUGAAAGGCGGUUAUAGACUACCACAACCUGAGCAAUGUGAUGACAAAUGGUACAGUGUUAUGAAGCAGGCUUGGUCAGAAGAUCCGAAGAAAAGACCUGGCUUCGAAGAGAUAAGGAAUACACUGGAUGUAAUAUUCGUGGCUGCGCCAACAGAUGACUACUACUACUACAGAAAGUAG